AUGGGGGAGGUGGAGCCGGGGCCCGCGGGCCCGCUGGAGCCCCCGGAGCCGCCCGAAGCGCCCGCUAACCGCCGGCCGGGAGGGAUCCGGGUUCUGAAGAGAAAUAUGAAACGAAAUGGGAGCAGAAAUUGUUUAAAUAGGAGAAGUAGGUUUGGUUCUCSAGAAAGAGACUGGCUGCGAGAAGAUGUGAAGAGAGGCUGUGUUUACCUUUAUGGAGCUGACACGACCACUGCCAUUUCAACUACCACUUCCUCUACUGCUUCCUCCUCUUCCUCUGACUUACAUCUUGUCCUUUGCACAGUAGAGACACCAGCCUCAGAAAUUUGUGCUGGAGAGGGAAGAGAAAGUCUUUAUUUACAGCUUCAUGGAGACCUGGUUAGGAGACUGGAACCCACUGAACGACCUCUUCAGAUCGUUUAUGAGUACUUAUCCAGGCUGGGAUUUGAGGAUCCUGUACGCAUACAGGAGGAAGCUACAAAUCCUGACCUUGGCUGUAUGAUUCGAUUUUAUGGUGAGAAACCAUGCCAGAUGGAUCAUCUGGAUCGAAUCCUACUGUCUGGCAUCUAUAAUGUACGCAAGGGAAAGACCCAGCUGCAUAAGUGGGCUGAACGCCUAGUUGUUCUCUGUGGAACCUGCCUUAUUGUUUCCUCAGUGAAGGAUUGUCAAACUGGAAAGAUGCACAUUUUGCCUCUGGUUGGGGGGAAGAUAGAAGAAGUGAAACGCCGGCAGCAUUCCCUUGCAUUCAGCUCAGCUGGAGCCCAAGCUCAGACCUAUCAUGUCAGCUUUGAGUCUUUGGCUGAGUACCAGAGAUGGCAACGGCAAGCAUCUAAGGUGGUGUCCCAACGAAUCAGUACUGUGGAUCUUUCGUGUUACAGCCUUGAGGAAGUUCCUGAGCAUCUUUUCUACAGUCAAGAUAUCACCUACCUCAAUUUGCGACACAACUUCAUGCAAUUAGAAAGACCAGGGGGCCUCGACACACUCUACAAAUUUUCUCAACUGAAGGGCCUGAACUUGUCCCAUAAUAAACUUGGGUUGUUUCCUGUAUUGCUGUGUGAGAUUUCCACCCUGACUGAGCUCAACCUUUCCUGUAAUGGGUUUCACGACCUGCCAAGUGAGAUUGGCAGUCUGCUAAAUCUUCAAACCCUCUGUCUUGAUGGCAACUUUCUGACUACUUUACCUGAAGAAUUGGGAAAUCUGCAACAGCUUUCCUCCCUUGGAAUUUCCUUCAACAACUUUAGUCAAAUUCCUGAAGUUUAUGAGAAACUCGUAAUGGUAGAUAAAGUGGUUAUGGCAGGAAAUUGCCUAGAAAUCUUGAACUUAGGGGUGCUGAACAGGAUGAGCCAUAUCAAGCAUGUGGAUUUAAGGAUGAAUUACUUGAAUACCGUGGUUAUUGAAAAUCUGGAGGGAAAUAGAUACAUCACACACAUGGAUUUGCGGGACAAUCAACUGACUGACUUGGAUCUUAGCUCUUUAUGUAGCUUGGAACAGCUGCAUUGUGAGCGGAACCAGCUGAGGGAGCUGACACUCAGUGGCUUCUCCCUUCGAACUCUGUAUGCCAGUUCAAACAGACUGACUGCAGUAAAUGUCUACCCGGUGCCCAGUCUCCUCACUUCUUUGGAGCUCUCCCGAAACCUGUUAGAGUGUGUUCCAGACUGGGCUUGUGAAGCAAAGAAGCUGGAAAUACUAGAUGUGAGCUAUAAUCUUCUCACAGAAGUUCCUAUGCGAAUUCUGAGUAGCUUGAGUCUUAGGAAACUGAUGGUGGGACACAAUCAUGUCCACAGCCUUCCGGUGCUAGUGGAGCACAUCCCUCUGGAGGUGCUGGAUAUCCAGCAUAAUGUUCUCACCAAGUUGCCGGACACCCUCUUCUCCAAGGCCUUAAAUCUCAGAUACUUGAAUGCAUCUGCAAACAGUCUGGAGUCUUUACCUUCUGCCUGUGCUGGGGAGGAGAGUCUGAGUGUGCUGCAGCUGCUUUACCUGACCAGCAACCUCCUCACAGAUCAGUGCAUACCUGUCCUUGUGGGGCAUCCACACCUGCGAAUCUUGCACCUCGCAAACAACCAGCUACAGACCUUUCCCGCAAGUAAACUAAAUAAAUUGGAGCAAUUGGAGGAACUGAACUUAAGUGGCAACAAGCUUAAAACCAUUCCUACAACCAUAGCCAACUGCAGAAGGCUGCACACCCUUGUUGCACACUCUAACAACAUCAGCAUUUUCCCAGAAAUAUUGCAGUUGCCUCAGAUCCAGUUUGUAGACCUAAGUUGCAACGACUUGACAGAAAUUCUAAUUCCAGAGGCUCUGCCUGCUACGUUACAAGACCUUGACCUAACUGGAAACACGAACCUGGUUCUGGAACACAAGACACUGGACAUGUUUAGCCACAUCACAACCCUGAAAAUUGAUCAAAAACCAUUGCCAGCCACAGAUUCUACCGUUACAUCAACCUUCUGGAGCCAUGGACUGGCUGAGAUGGCAGGACAGAGAAAUAAGCUAUGUGUGUCUUCCCUAGCAAUGGAUAACUUUGCAGAGGGGGUUGGAGCUGUAUAUGGCAUGUUUGAUGGGGACCGAAAUGAGGAGCUCCCACGCCUGCUGCAAUGUACAAUGGCAGAUGUGCUUUUGGAAGAGGUACAGCAGUCAACAAAUGACACAGUUUUCAUGACCAACACUUUUUUGGUAUCUCACAGGAAAUUAGGAAUGGCUGGCCAGAAGCUGGGUUCCUCUGCUCUUCUGUGCUACAUCCGCCCUGACACUGCUGAUCCAACAAGUAGUUUUAGCUUGACUGUGGCUAAUGUUGGCACGUGCCAAGCAGUCCUGUGCCGAGGUGGGAAGCCAGUACCCCUUUCGAAAGUUUUCAGCCUGGAACAGGACCUGGAGGAGGCACGAAGGGUGAAGGAUCAAAAAGCCAUCAUUACAGAGGAUAACAAAGUGAAUGGGGUAACCUGUUGUACCCGGAUGCUGGGCUGUACAUACCUUUAUCCUUGGAUUCUCCCCAAGCCCCAUAUAUCUUCCACACCACUUACUAUUCAAGAUGAAUUGCUGAUUCUGGGAAACAGAGCAUUAUGGGAACACUUGUCAUAUAUAGAAGCUAUUAACGCAGUGCGUCACGUACAAGAUCCAUUAGCAGCUUCUAAGAAACUGUGCACAUUAGCACAGAGCUAUGGCUGUCAGGAUAAUGUGGGAGCCAUGGUGGUUUAUUUGAACAUUGGUGAGGAAGGCUGCACUUGUGAAAUGAAUGGACUCACCCUCCCAGGACCUGUGGGAUUUGCUGCCACCAGCACCAUCAAGGAUGCUCCUAAACCAACCACUCCUUCCUCCAGUAGUGGCAUUGCCUCCGAGUUCAGCAGUGAGAUGUCCACCUCGGAGGUGAGCAGUGAAGUGGGCUCCACUGCUUCUGAUGAACAUAACACUGUGGGCCUGGAGGCUGGUUUGCUUCCACGGCCAGAGAGGCGCUGCAGCCUCCACCCAGCACCCACCUCUGGGGUGUUUCAGCGCCAGCCUUCUUGUGCAACCUUCUCUAGUAAUCAGUCUGACAAUGGCCUUGACAGUGAUGAUGACCAGCCUGUUGAAGGGGUCAUAAUCAAUGGUAGCAAGGUAGAAGUAGAAGUAGAUAUCCACUGCUGCCGAGGAAGAGAUCUUGAGAGCUGUCCUACCCUUACAGAGAAUUCUUCCACCCCAUGUCCUGAGGAACAUGCUAGAGGGUUGUUUUUUGGGAUCCGGAGACAGAACAGUGUAAAUAGUGGCAUACUUCUGCCAAUGUGUAGGGACAAAAUGGAGUUACAGAAGUCUCCUUCUACUUCCUGUCUCUAUGGCAAGAAGCUCUCCAAUGGCUCAAUUGUGCCCCUAGAAGAUAGCCUGAACCUCAUUGAAGUGGCCACAGAAGCACCCAAGAGGAAAACUGGCUAUUUUGCUGCCCCUACUCAGCUGGAGCCAGAGGAUCAGUUUGUUGUACCUCGUGACCUGGAGGAAGAAGUGAAAGAGCAAAUGAAACAGCAUCAGGAAAGCAGGCCUGAGCCCGAGCCCAGUGAAGAGGAUCGGACCGAGCCCCCAGAGGAGUUUGACACAGCACUGUGAUUCUGCCACUGUUGCGGGCACAGUGUGAGAAAAGGCUUUUGUGGUGUUGGGGAGGGACCCUUCCAGAGGCAUUUUGCCUCUGUGUUUCUAACCAGAAAUGUGUGGGGUAAAACUCAAGAGCCCAAAAAGGUGAGAGCUUUCAGGGCCUGACCCUGGAUGAGCCAGUACCACCAUCAGUGUUAAGUUUUGCAUUUAACCUGCAUUGGAAUUCCCAGAGUUACUGGGUGGAAAGCAGAAGUCGUUCUCUGUCAGUCCUACCACCUGCCAUUAACCCUUUCUCUCCUAGGACCAUUUUGAGAAUUUGCCUGCCUGGGCAGGAAAGGGACUAUUUCUGUGGAGGAAAUAACUGAAGGUUGAUUCCCUUUACUAAUUGCUGCUGAUGGAUCUCCGUGACAGAGAAAUCACCUUAUCUUUCAGACUAACUAAUGGGGUGUGAUGUGACUAGUCACAUGGCUUUUCAUUCUUCUCUACGAGAAUAUAGCCUAUCAAAAUGAUGUUUAUUGGAGAUGUAGAACCAAUCAAACAGAUAAUUUAUGUAAGUAAUGUAAUGAGAGCACUUUGCAUUGACUGUGAACUUUUUAUUUUUGAAUCUGCACUCGAGCCAAUCUUCUUAGAGGCAGCCCAACAGCUUUGUCCAUAGGCAGAGAGGUAAUUGGGUAUUGAAGCCUUCUGUGAGGGUACUUGGAAAGGCCCUGGAUUGAGCUAUUGGAUGUCAAAGUGUGAAAGCUCCUGAGGAACAUGGGGUAGAGAGGAAUCUUCUUUUGGGGAUAAAGCUGGGGAAGGAGCAAAGACUUCCUUCCCCAUAUCAGAAAAAGAGUCAUUCCUUAACAGAUGUGAUACCCACUAGGAAUGUGAUUUGAGCAGAUCACAAGGUAGGCACUUGGGGAUUGGCCUCUUUCCCUUACCAUGUGGUAGAAUUGGCAGCCAGCUUCCUGACAGGCAGGGCCAACACCAGCACUGCUGGCAUCCAGGAAUCUUGAAUUAGAGCAGAUGAUUCCCAAACAGAUGGAGGCUAUGUGAGAACAGAUGGGUGGAUGGAGCUCACAGGUUAGAUGUGUUCCUUCUUUCUCCAAAGUGAGAAAUGGUUUUCUAGAAUGUUGGAAGUGAGUUGUCAAACCUUGCACUAAAGGUUUGACAAUGUACCUAUCUGAAAACUGCUAACUCGCUUCAUGUGGUUUCAGAAUACUGGACUCAAUACCAAUAUAAGACAGACUCGAGAAAUUCUUAACUUGAUUUUUUCUUUCUUUCUUUCUUUUUUUUUUUUUUUGCA
Messenger RNA from Urocitellus parryii (Arctic ground squirrel), 5338 nucleotides. RefSeq names its product PH domain and leucine rich repeat protein phosphatase 2 (gene Phlpp2). The record is from RefSeq and is a predicted model, not a curated record. Gene Ontology annotation, cellular component: cytoplasm. Lineage: Eukaryota; Metazoa; Chordata; Mammalia; Rodentia; Sciuridae. Gene Ontology annotation, molecular function: protein binding.